UUCACAGCGGGAGGAAUUUCGCGUGUUUCAGUGACGCAUUGUGGCAACAUGCAGACUCGGGCUGUGCGCGACGGGCUUAUAGCUUAAACGUAUAACAUUGCACUAAGUGUACUCGUGGUAAGUUUCAGAACUCAAAAAGAUGCAGCGACGCGAUUGAUCGGUCCUGCCCAUCGACCUCUGCGGACUUGACCCUCGGUCAGGGUCCCCUGCUGCGAGGCAGGACAGGAAACCGACACGCCGACGCGGCUGCACGUGGUGGCUGUGAAGAGUGGGAUACGAUCACGCUUCGAUUUUCAGUUAUGGCUGGCAGCGUGGCACCCAGCAUUUUAGCAUGGACUGGCUUGAACAAGCUGUUUGCUUUUUGUCGACAAACCCGCCUGGGACAAACCCGCCUGGCGCCUGCAGUCGCGCUCUAUGCGGCGCCUUGUAUUGGCUUAUCCAACAGUAAUAGUUAAAUGUCAUAUAGAAGUUGUAGCUCCCCUGUCCACCGUCAGCGCCGGCGUUGUCUCGUUUCUGCAGUGCGGUUCGUUAACUGCCAUCUGACGCCGAGGCUGGAGCCGUAACGACGCGCGUUCAGAAAGAUACUUGGGGCCAGGACUUACGUACCACGUCACUAGAGCUAUACUAGCUAUCUGAAGUGCGUCUUCAAAGGUCUGGCAUUCCAAAACGCAGCCCGACUUGACUGAGACUGUUCGCUGACACGACCAGCUGUGGAAGUCUUGAGAUGGCAUAAGGAACCUAUGCAAGGCGUACUGCAUUGACGGCGAAGGUCGUCGCGACAAUGAACUCUCCAAAAGAAGUCUGGCUGGACCUCAGCCAACUGCGGUUCAUUCAGCAGAUUGGCGCUGGUGGCUUUGCGGUCGUAUGGCUGGCAGAGUGCUUGGGCACGCGGGUGGCUGUCAAAAUCUUUUGCCCGGCGCCACGGUAUGGUCGCUCGGCCCCCUUCUUCGAAGCCAUGUUCCUGCGGGAGGCGGCGCUUUGUGCCAAGCAAUCCCACAGCAACCUGGUCGCCUACCGCGGCUUGGCACGGCUGCGGCCCGGCACCCUGCCCGGCCUGGCCUCGUCCUCCUGGGCCAUCCUGUCCGACUUCUGCGAUGGCGGCUCGCUGCGGGACCUGCUUGUCGGGCGGGUGCCUGCCACCCUGCUGCCGCCACCGCAGCAGCAGCAGCAGCAGCAGCAGCAGCAGCAGCAGCAGCAGGGGCAGCAGGUGCAGGGGCCGUUCCAGGCCUACACCGAGCAACAGGCGCUGACGUGGCUGCUGGACGUGGCGGCGGCGCUGGCGUUCCUGCACGGCUCCAGCCCCACCGUGAUCCACCGGGACGUCAAGGCCGAGAACGUGCUGCUGCAGUCCGAGGCGGCGGCAGGGCCUGCUGGGGGAGCAGGAGCAGCAGCAGGCGGAGGCGGAGGCGCAGGAGGGGGCGGGCGGCUGGUGGCCAAGCUGGCAGACCUGGGGCUGCAUGUGCAAGUGGACCCCUCGCGGCCGGUCAUGCUGCGAGCCAAGCAGUCCGCGGUCGCGCUGCCGUCAGAGGAAGCGGGGACACCGGAGGUUGCUGGGCUUGCGGCUGCUGCUGGGCACGGCGGCGAGUGCCAGUGUGACUCCUCGCCCGACCCACAUGGAGGCGUGGGCGCAGGGGUUCAGCAGCGUGGCGAGCGGGGCUCCCAGCAGCACCCCAGCCAGCCGUGCCAGCAGCCGCAUCACCACAACCACCAUCACCACGACCGUCAGUCACACGGCUCGCGGCCCGCAUCGGUGGCUUUUAUCGGCAUCGGCCAUCACGGACAGGACAGCAGCUGUAGCGGCAGUAGCAGCUCGGGUGAUGCGGGUGAUGCCGUUGAAGGUCUGGCGGGGAUGGGGGAAGGAGAGGAGGUGGGCAUGGCUGGAUGGUAUGAUUGCAGUGCGGACGACUUUCCCGUUGAACCGCAAUCGAACCUGGCCGCGACUAAAGCAGUGGCAGCGCCGCAGGCUGCCGAGCAGGGGGUUGCACCGCAGCCGAUCGCGGCUGCUGCGGCGGCGGCCACAUUGCAGAACCAGCAACGACAGCCGCCGCCGCAGCAGCAGCAGCAGGAGCAGCCACACGAGCCGCACAUGAUGCGACAGAGCGAGCCGCAAAUGCACUUGCGCUCCUCCUACGGGCCCCACCUUGUUCCAUCAUCAACAGCUGCCCUGCCGCAUAACAGCCGUCUGCCCGUGCGCGUCAUUUCCAGCCGUUCCAUCGGACAGCAGCCGCCGCAGCUUACUACUGCCGCCGCUGGUUGCGCCGUCGCCCCAGCUUCCGCGGCCGCCGCAGGCGUCGCCGCCGCCGCUGCCACGUGUAACAGCGGCAGCGACGCAGUAAGGCCCGAGGAGCAGGACGAGGCAGCGGCGGCGGUGGAGAGCGCCGCUGCUGCUGCUGGUUCGGAGAAGGAGGCGGUGGCAAUGGCGUCAGGCGUCUCUGGUGCAUCUGGAGCAGAGCAGGGCCACCCGUAUGGGCACGGGCACAAGCCAACCCUUGGCACGGCCCCACGCUCUGCUGCUUUGCUGUCGUCGGGUGCGCCAGUGCUUAUUAGCGCGUUCGCUGCCGCUGCCACCUCCUGCGCACCCAGCUCCUCCGGAGCCGUAGCUGUAGCUGCAGCUGCCAGCCCAACUGCUAGCGGUUCAGCCGAGGCACCCCGCCUAUCGCCCAUCUCAUCGCCGCAAUGGGCAACCCACCACCACCAGCAGCAGCAGCAGCAGCGUCAGACUCACAUGGUCAGCGGCGGCAGUGGCACUGGCGGCGGCAGCCGCGGGCCUAGCGGCAGCAGCACGCUGCAGCAGCUGCCGGCUGCCGGUGGCGCCGCCGCGGCUCGUGGCCCUCACAACAGCACCCGCAUGGCGGCUGGCGCCGCCGCGCUCAUCUUCGCGCCAGGCCGCAUGUCGACUGCUGGCAGUUCUGUGGGUCGGGAGAAGUCGAGUGCGUUGCCGGACAUUGCCGAGUCAGAGAGCAGCAUAGUGAUGGCAGCCACGGGCGCCGCUGGAGGCUCUGCAGCCACGGCAGCAGCGGCUAGCUUUGGCGAUAGACUUGAGAAGCUGUCGGAGGCUUCAAUCGGCAGCAGUGUUGCUGGCGAUGGCUCCGCCAGUGGUGCAGGUUGCGGUGGUAGUGGCGGCGGCGACCUGUUGGCGCCGCAAGCGCGGGUGCUGCAGGGAGCAGCGGCGGGGCUCGGGGCGCCUGCCGAUGCGCCUGCCGGUGAUGCUCCACGACUGCAGACGGCAUUUAGCUGUCCUGCCUACACGGCUUCGCUAGCUGUUCCAGGUCGGCAGCUGCUUGCAGCUGCUUCCAAGGAUGCGGUGGCGUCGGCAGCGGCCGCCAUGCCGGCUGCGGCAGACGGCGGCGGCAGCCAAGUGACAGACAGCAGCGGCGACCGCCCGAGGAGCCUGUCGCAGAGUGCCCGGCGCGGCGGCGGCAAACGCACACUUGACGGCAUGGCUGCUGGCAGUGGCGGCGGCGGCGGCGGCAAGAUGCGUGUUAGCUGGGCGGGCGAGUUGGCAGGCAGCACCUACAACAAGGCGCCGCCGGUGCUACAACUGGAGGAGCGGGGAGGAGGCGGUGUAGGCAGAGACGUGCUGCCGAACGGCGCCUCGGCCGUGGUAGCGGCUGCAGAAGAGAAGGGCCCGAGGGGACAGGGGGAGGCACAGCAAGGAUCGCACAGCCGCGCGCUUGCGUUUGCGCAGCAACCGCGGGCUCCGCAGAGCUUGGAAUCCAGCGUGUUUGCUGAUGGACCCCACGACGCGGCCGGUUGGUGUGAGGCGGCCCUGCACGAGAUGCAGGAGCAGCAGGAGCAGCAGCGACAGGAGCCGCCGCUGAUUGUGAUGCUGGUGCAGCCGUCAGGCACGCUGCGACCAAAAGCCGGUGGCGCAGGUGGCGGUGCCGGCGGUGCGGCGGGUGGCGGCGGCGGCGGCGGCGGCGCGGCACACUCGCGGCCGGGGUCCAACGCGAGUAUGGUGUCUCUGGGCAUACUGCACCAGAACUCGCUUCUGACGCUGUUUAGCGGUGAGGCUGCUACAGCCGCUGCCGCCAGCGUCGAUGCUACAGCCGUGCCCUUCGGCCUCCAGUCGCCCACGGCGAUGCCGCCGCCGCACCCUGCUGACGUGUCAAGGAGCGGCGGCGCCGCCGGCCGCGGCUUUGGCGGCCUUGCCGCUGGCAGUAGCGCCGCGUUCGGGGCGGCCGGGCUGACUGGCGGGUCGUGCUACAGCCGCCGCACGGCCGACGGCAGUAGCUUCAGCAGCCGCCAGCUGCCGACGGCAUCCGGGGUUGCAGCCGCAGCGGCUGUGGCAGGCGCUGGUGGUGCCGGGCGGCGUGGGGGCGUGGGCGGCGGCCGCAGCGCACACGGCAGCCGGCAUGGCAGCAGCAGCCGGCAGGUUACGAGUGGUUCGAAUAACGCGCUUCACACGCGCUUCGGCAGCGUCUCCGUCGACGGCGUUGCGGGCACCAGCCACGGCCAGCAGGCUUCGCUCUCGUCUUGGCAACGGCACCAGCAGCAACAGCAAUCUGCCGGCAGUAGCUUUCCGCAGCUGGCGGCGUCAGGCGUGAUGACCGCAGCCGGCGAUGCCAGGCAGGGCGAUGCGAAGGAGGGCGGCCGUGGCGGCGACAUGGCCGCGGCCGACUCUGGCCGCGGCAGUACCCUGCUGGCUGCUGGUGGUGGUAGCGGGCUGCAGCCGAGUGAUGAUGGACAGGCGGCAGCAGCAGCAGCGGACGCGCUGGGCACGGGUCCCCAGUCAGGUGCCACCGCCGCCGGCGCUAACUUCCGCCGCCCGAGCCGCUUCGCAGCGGAAUCGCCGCUGCCGGCGGCGGCGUUCCACGGCAGCGCUAUCGCCAGCGGCGGCCAGCGGCGCAGCAGCGAGCGACAGCAGCCGUUUGCCACGUCGCCGCCGACGCCUGCUGGCGGAGGCGCCGCGUCGCUGCCGCUGCCGCUGCCUGUCCUCCCCAUGGCAAGCCAGCCCAACAGCCGCCGUCAACCACAAUGCCACCGUUGGCCUAGCAUUGCUGGAUUCCUCUCAGCCUCUGGCGCUGCCGGUGGCGGUGCUGCUAGCGGCAGCUGCAAUGGCGGCGGUGGGGCCAUCGUGCUCGGCGGCAGCCGCGCCGCUUCGCGCCGCUCCCUGGUAGUCACGAGUCGGCACCAGUCGGUGGAUGGUAACGCGCGGCCGCCCUCCCAGAAGGCUGUAGCAGCGGCAGCAGGGGCGGCGGAUGGGGAUGGCAGUAGCUUCAGCAGCCACAUGCGCCGCCUGGGCAGCAUCACGGAGCUGCUGGGGGCGCCGGCGGGCGGCAAGCUGCCGGAGCACGAGGCGUUCGACUGGGUGUACGGCCUCACGGGGCAGGCGGGCAGCUGCAUGUACAUGGCUCCGGAGGUGUACCUGCGCCAGCCCUACAACGAGAAGUGCGACGUGUUCAGCUUCGGAGUCUUGGCCUACGAGAUGCUCACUGGGCAGCUGCUGAUCCAAGCGUUCUUUGGGAGAGGCGGCAGUGGAGGAGGAGCCGGCAUGCAAUGGGCCAUGCAAAAGCCCGCGGACUACGCCCGGAUGGUGUCGGAGGGCUUCCGGCCCCCGCGGCCGCACCAUCUCAGCGACGCGCAGUGGGAGCUGGUGUGCCGCUGCUGGCACCAGGACCCCUGCGAGCGGCCGCCCAUGGCCGAGGUGGCGGCGGCGCUAAAUCACAUGAUUAGCGAGCUCAUCGAGGCCUCGGCGUCAGAGCGGCUGGUUGCGGAGACUCUGACGGCGGCCGCGGCUUCGGGUCGGUGGGGCCGUGCAGCCAAAUCCACUGCCGCGAAUGGCCGCACCUCGCGUGCCACACCGGCGCGGCAGUCUGGGGGGCAGACUGCCCGGGACCCUCACUCCAGCUCUGGCGGCAGCGGCGCGGCAGCGGGCACAGCAGGUGUGGCCGGAUCCCCCACGCCGCGGAAGGAGUCAACGGCUCUAGACGGCUCGGGCACUCCCGCGUGCGGAUGUGGGUGCGUAAUUUGCUAGCAAACACAGAGGCAAAGAUUAGAGGUGUGUUAGCCAGCAGAUUAAUGUAGGGGUGUCGCUGCAUUGGACAGGGUGCACGCGAGAGGCUUGUAUGUGGGCACCGGAAGCUGUGUUAAGGCAGCGACGAGGCAUGCAAUGAAUUAAUGCAAAUGCUAAUGUGCUGGCACGCGGUAGGGUUAGUUGCGACUGGUGUGUGCAUGUGAGCUCGACCUGGGUUGCUGCAGCCAGGAGAAUAAUAGCUCUAUCUGCGCUGCAGACUACCUGCGCUGCAGACGACGCAGCGCAAGCUGUACGCUUCACUUGCGCAAGGAGCUAUUUGAAUUUGGUGCAAUGUGCGCGUAUGUGUGCCUAGCGCCGUCCAAGUCGCCGCAUGUGGCAGGGCUGUUGGAUGCGGCUUGUUGGUGCAGCUUGGGCCGCCGCAUGUUGUCCGACACGGGGUGCGAGUGACGGGAGUGACGAGCCAAAUGCGGAAGACAGCUGUUGCAUAAAAAUGGUAUGGAGCAAGAAUAUAUUAAUGCUGGGCUGCUGUGGACUGUGGCACACAAGGGCGCGCGCCGUGCUGUGCGCAUUUAUGUCUUGCAUUGCGUGAUACCUUUUGACGUGUCGUUGGGUGUGCACCAACGUAAGAGGGCCCGCCGUGGUCCCGCAGGACCCUGCCACAUGCACAGCACCCACCGGUGCCGAACGCACGGCAACAGGGAGGAGGGGACAUACAUGACCACAAGCCUACUCCAUCACUCAUGCAAGGACCCUAUCGUGCAUGCAGUGUGUUCUCGAUGUGUACGUUAUCAGUGAUGUAUGAUGGUAUAGCACUACAGCAGAAGCUCGUUGUGAUUGAUUGUGCGCCGAGGGAUGCAGAAGGUCAACCGCAUUACGCCUGCUGUGUUUGGUUGCUUGUCACGAAAGCUUUGCUUGGAUGGAAGCAGCUGGCUGGUCCCCACGCGGCCAUGACAGCUGCACGUGUAAGUGCCCCGCCAGUGCUGUGUUAGCGCUCAUGCGGAGCGGGCGUCUGGCUUUAGAUUCUCCUGUGCUGUUACGAGUGUUUCAGUGGCGCAGCUGGCCCAUGCAUGCCGCACUGCCACUGCACACACGCAUCCUUGGGGAGAUACGGUAGAUGUUACUCGAUUGCCGUAUGUACUGACGUACAGGAAUGCCUUGGAGCACCUCUGUUGGGUAGCCCCCCAGGCCAUGCUUGCAUAACUAAGCGUCUGUCUCGCGCAUGAAGCACAACGCUGUGCUCAUUCUGUGCGGCUUUGAUCUUGGAGAAAGCGGACCUGGAUGCCUGGAUGUGCAAGAGGAGGAUGGGCUCGCUUGUCUCUUGCGCUCAAUACGUAUGAUUGCUGGUGUCCGCUGUGGUAUUUUUGUAUGGCUGGCUGGGUUGAUAACGACCCGGGAUCAGCCCUUUUCCUGCCAUAAGGCAGCCACCUCCUUGUUGUAUUCUCCUAAUAUAAGUAUUCUGUUAGAUUUGCAUGCCUGCUCGGUGCAUCGCAAGUAAGGUAGCUAGCAGGGAAGGCACAGGGGUGCGUGACUAGCAUGCAUGCAGUGCGGGACUGUAGCAGGAACGCUGGAAAGGACUUGAUGAGUAGCCCCUAGAUUGAUUUGGCGUUUCCAUGGGGUUGUGAAUAUUUGCCCACCCACAGGGGCUUGCAACUUGCUUGCAGAAUGUUGAUGGAAUGGUAGCGGUCCGGGCGUGUGCAUACUCAUGGACCUGCCUAGGCUCACCAGUAUAUUCCGCUGGGCUUGUCCUCGGCGCCGAGGCCUGGGGUCGACGGCGCAAGCCAAGCUGUCAGGCACGGGCGUGUAUGAGAGGUGCAGGGUGGAGUCGUGUAGGGCCUAGCGUGCGUGUCAGUGGCCGCAUGCCGUACCGUACAGCAGCAGUCUUGAUGAUGGUGGCUGAUGUCGUGGUGCUGUUGAUUGCGUUGUGGGGAUAAGGGGGAAUAACCCGAGUGUGCAAGCACGCAGGACGGGGCCAUCGACGCCAUGCUCCCGGUCAGAAGGCAAUCCGGCGGCCGCGCCACCCCUGGGGGCCAAGGUCCGCGGUCUGCCUGUGCAUUCCUGCAGUACGGUAUCAUGAUUUUUUUUCCGUGUUUCGCAGCCCCGACAACUGGUCACGCCAGUAGCCGUAGCCGUGUGGCAGCUGCUGUCCCCUGCGGCCCAGCCGCGAAUAACGUUCGUUUCGUUUCUCCGCACUCCGAUUGGCUCCGCGCCGACACUAGCCUGCCUUGCACGUGUUUCGCGCUGGCCGCGCUUUCCAAGGAAUAUCGGAGUUUAUCGCAGCUGGACAGUACCUGACUACUGUGACAAGGAAAAGGGCAGGGCAACGCGGCGUACAAAGCCAGUCAGCGCAAGCCGUGGGCCCCACCGUCAAUGCAUGGCGUUUACCGCCGAUUACGAGGUACCAUGUGAAUUCGCAACUUGCGCUUAUGACUGCCUGCUCUCGUGCCGCCUGCAAGCCCACUCCGCCUUCCGCUCUGGUCUACGUACGCAUUAGUUCCGCAACGCAUGUCAAUAAGCCGUAGUGCGGGCGCGUGGGCCUGUGCGUGGCUGCGUGGGCAUGAUUGCGGAUGUUACAGAGGGGACCAAGGAGGGGCACCCAAAGACGCCGAGCCAUCACAUGCUAUCAG
This is a messenger RNA of Chlamydomonas reinhardtii, 8601 nucleotides long. RefSeq lists its product as uncharacterized. Bases 782 to 5977 code for a protein of 1731 amino acids. The transcript is spliced from 9 exons. NCBI's taxonomy places the organism in Eukaryota, Viridiplantae, Chlorophyta, Chlorophyceae, Chlamydomonadales, Chlamydomonadaceae. Gene Ontology annotation, molecular function: protein kinase activity; ATP binding. The record is from RefSeq and is a predicted model, not a curated record. Gene Ontology annotation, biological process: protein phosphorylation.